This is a messenger RNA of Dentiscutata heterogama, 312 nucleotides long. Lineage: Eukaryota; Fungi; Glomeromycota; Glomeromycetes; Diversisporales; Gigasporaceae. The record is from the annotation of a GenBank genome assembly.
AUGUCUUCAAACAAGACCACUUCUAUUAUUAAUGGAAGGAAUGUUAAUACUUCCUCUAAAAAAACAAGCACUACUAGCUCUUCUGAUAGAAAUGCUGGAACGAGUAAUAACACUAAUAGUCAAACUUCUCAAACUUCUCAAACAUACUCUUCUCGAUAUUUAUCUUAUUAUGACUCUGCUAAUUUUGCAAAUACUACAAGAGAUGAUAGCUAUGCCUCUUUUCUUUUUCUUGGUGAGGAAUUUCCCCCAGUCAAACCACUUCAAGACCAACUAAUCAACGAUAUGAUUUCUAAACUCCAAAAAAAUGAAUAA